AUGGCUACGACCUCAUCCAAAAGUGCCAGGCAGCAAAUGAAGCGUCUGCACUUCACCAGGAAGCAAAAGCAGCUCGAGACCGUGUUCGGACACGCGAGGACGAUCAUCUCCAGAGGCAGGUUGAUGAGCUCCAAGAGAAGAUCGAAGGUCGCCGCCCCCUUGAAGUCUAGAAGCCUGGAUGAUAAUACCAAGAAAGAGGCACGGACUUCUCUGGGAAAGUCAAGAGGCAUUGGCCACAAUGAGAAGCUCGAUCUUAGAGCGGACCCUCACGAAGGAAGUCGACUUUUGGCCUUGCCACCGGAGCUGAGAAACCAUAUCUACAAGGAGGUCUUCGCAGGCGACGAGACAUACUGCACCUGCCUCAACUGGCAUCGGCACCACCACUUUUGCGCCGUCAAGCGACGGCUCCAUGUUCCAGCUCUUCUGCAGACCUGCCAGCAGCUGAGAGCAGAGGCGUCUGACAUGUGGUACAGCCAGCUUCAGAUCCACUUCCAAAGUGCCAAUCGACUGACAUGGCUGCUUCGGCUGAUGUCUUCACAGCAAAGAUCGCUGGUUCGGAUGUUGGUGUGGGACCUGACGCCUUCGACUUCGUGGCUGACGGCUGAGACGUAUCUUGACAAGUUGUACGCCGAUCUCGAAGAGGAUAAGGUCACAGUUGCGAGGGAUGUGUUGCAUGCGAGAAUCACUGUUCGUACUGCAAGGAGAUGGCAUGGGCGGGCCAUCGUCACAAGUGAUCCGCGAAGUGAUGCCCAGGCUUUGAUGAAGGCUGACAUAUCGCUGAUACUCGGCGCCAUCGACCCCUGGGACCUGGUGCGGUUCUUGGAGAUGCUCAGCGACGGAAACACAAUCAAAUCGUAUGUGCGCUUCACGCUCCCCCACGCAUCGUUACUGACCAAGCUCUCAAAGCGCUACGCCGACAUCAAAAUGGCACCACCCUUCAAUAUCAUCUGGGGCGCGGCGUGUUCCGGAGUCGUCGUCGUCUUCGUCGCCAUCGUCUUCGUGGCCGUCGCCUGGCACAACGAGAGAAAAUCACGACGAGCUACACGCGCGGCACAACUCGCACAGACCGAAGAAGGAGAUAUCACCAUGAACAGGGGAGGAGGCGCCAGCAUGGGGUGGACUGUGUCUGUGGGUGUACAAAGUACAGCUCACAGCAGAAGGUGUGUUGGUUUCGAGCUUCCAUUUCGUCAACAGGAACGGGGAGUGGUGGGAGGUGGAGUCUUGUUAACCGGCGUACGACGCAUACAGGAUUGUUAUGAAGUCUUGAAAGGAAUCGACCUAGGUACAGCAGAGUGUAUGUGCCUUUGA
This is a messenger RNA of Fulvia fulva, 1308 nucleotides long. RefSeq lists its product as uncharacterized. Bases 1 to 1308 code for a protein of 435 amino acids. The record is from RefSeq and is a predicted model, not a curated record. Lineage: Eukaryota; Fungi; Ascomycota; Dothideomycetes; Mycosphaerellales; Mycosphaerellaceae. The transcript has 2 exons.